ACGGAGCGUGUCUGUAUCUGCAGUGAAAGCCAGCGUCGUGCCAACUCUAUCCAAUCACACAGCACAAAGAACCUCCUUUAUUCCAAUAGCAGAGCCUCCUUCAACACACACAGCAAACUCUUUUCUUCUUCUUCUUCUUCUUCUCUCUGGUCCUCCGGUCAGUAUCGGACGGUUUUCGGUCCAGGAUCAUGUCUUCUAACGGCUGUUGUAGCGGCGGCGACGUCCUGCAGAUCCAACUCGGGUUGAUAAACGCGGGGAAUAAAUAUCUAACGGCGGAAACGUUCGGUUUUAAAAUCAACGCUUCGGCACCGAGUCUAAAGAAAAAACAGAUGUGGACGUUGGAACAGAACACCGGCGGUGGCGACGCGCCGGUGGGAGACUCGAACGGCAACGUGGUGUUUCUCCGGUCGCACCUCGGACGGUAUCUGGGUACGGAUAAAGACGGGAACGUCACCGGGGAGAGCGAGAGUCGAGGUAAAGACUGCAGGUUCGUGUUAACGGCGCACGAUGACGGACGCUGGUCGUUGCUCUCCGAGCCCUACGGGAGAUACCUGGGAGGCAGCGAAGAUCGGAUCAGCUGCUUCGCUCAGACAGUAUCAGCAGCAGAGAAGUGGUGUGUCCACCUGGCCAUGCAUCCCCAGGUGAACCUGUUCAGCCUAACCAGGAAGCGGUAUGCCCACCUGACCUUUAACCCCGAUCACUCUGAGGUCUCUAUAGACCGCGACGUCCCGUGGGGGGUCGACUCCCUGAUCACCCUGGUGUUCCUGGACCAACGUUACCACCUGCAGACGUCUGAUAACCGCUUUCUGAAGAACGACGGCAGCCUGGAGGCCGCGCCGGACAAGACCACCGGAUACACGCUGGAGUUCCGCUCCGGGAAGGUGGCGUUCAGGGAUUGUUCCGGGCGUUACCUGGCUCCGUCGGGUCCCAGCGGGACCAUGAAGAGCGGGAAGAACAGCCGCGUGGGGAAGGAUGAGAUGUUCUCUCUGGAGCAGAGUCACCCUCAGGUGGUUCUCACCGCCGGCAACGAGAGGAACGUCUCCACCAGGCAAGGCAUGGACCUUUCGGCCAAUCAGGACGAGGAAGGUGACCAGGAAGUGUUCCAGGUGGAGAUGAGUCGUGAUACAGGAAACAGGAAGUGUGCGUUCCGGACCGCUGCAGGGAAGUACUGGACCCUGACCUCCACCGGAGGACUGCAGUGUACCGCAUCCACUAAAUCAGCUAACAGCCAUUUUGACCUGGAGUGGUGUGACGGGAAGGUUUCCCUCAAAGCCUCCAACGGGAAAUACGUCGCCGCCAAGAGGAACGGACAACUGGCCGCCACCGUCGACACCGCAGGGGAGGCGGAGCAGUUCCUGAUGAAGCUUAUCAACCGGCCAAUCAUAGUCCUCCGUGGAGAACACGGUUUCAUCGGCUGUCGUAAGGUCGGCACGGGAACGCUGGAUUCGAACCGGUCCUCUUACGACGUCUUCCGGCUGGAGUUUAAAGAUGGAGGCUACAGCCUCCGAGAUUCACUGGGGAAGUUCUGGUGCGUGGGGGAAGAGUCCGCAGUGGUUUGCAGCGGGGACACGCCCACCUACUUCCUGUUUGAGCUGUGUGACUACAACAAGAUGGCGGUUCGAGCGCCGGGGGGGCGGUACCUUAAAGGAGACCACGCUGGUGUUCUAAAGGCCAACGCUGAAGGGGUGGACAACGCAACACUCUGGGAGUACUGACCGCUCUAUAAAGUUUAACAUACAUCAUUCUGGGUAACUUCAAUUAACCCCACUGUAGAAAUCCUUUAAAUAAGUAUACUCCGUCUGUUAUGACUUUAUAUGGGCAAAUGGAAUGUAUAGAAUAAAAAGGAAGGUUUCAGACCUUCCUAAGUCUAAGGGUGAGUUUUAUCCUCCCUGAGUCUGAGGGUGAGUUUUUAACCUUCCUGAGUCUGAGGGUGGGUUUUAAUCUCCCUGAGUCUGAGGGUGGGUUUUUAACCUUCCUGAGUCUGAGGGUGGGUUUUAAUCUCCCUGAGUCUGAGGGUGGAUUUUUAACCUUCCUGAGUCUGAGGGUGGGUUUUUAACCUCCUUGAAUCUGAGGGUGGGUUUUUAUCCUCCCUGAAUCUGAGGGUGGGUUUUUAACCUCCAUAAGUCUGAACUUUAACUUAACUUAACUCACCACCCAGGGCCUUUUACUUGUGACAUGUAGUUAAAUGCACUAAAGAGGAACCAAUGGGUUCAUAAUGAAGAUACAAACCUCCAGAGUCCUUUUUAAAUGUGUCCGUUUUCAGAGGAUAAAGAAACGAACAUUAAAAAAAAAAAAAACUGCAUAGUUAUA
Messenger RNA from Salmo salar (Atlantic salmon), 2310 nucleotides. Its product is annotated as fascin. Lineage: Eukaryota; Metazoa; Chordata; Actinopteri; Salmoniformes; Salmonidae. Gene Ontology annotation, molecular function: protein-macromolecule adaptor activity; actin filament binding. Gene Ontology annotation, biological process: establishment or maintenance of cell polarity; cell migration; actin filament bundle assembly. Gene Ontology annotation, cellular component: growth cone; actin cytoskeleton; filopodium. The record is from RefSeq and is a predicted model, not a curated record.